GAGAGCGGGGUUUGGUUUGGAGGCUGAGGGAGAGACAGUGAAGCUGAGCGCAGAAGAAGAAACAGCAGCAUCAUUAAGAGAAGGAGAAGAAGAGUAAGAGGAAGGAGAGGAGGAAGAGGCUCAUCAGUCGCUAAUCACUGACAGCUGCUCAGGAUUUUAGGCAUUCUUCCCCCUCAUCCUCUCUGGCCUGACAGACCCACCAGCCCAUCACCAUGAACUACCUUCGCCGGCGCCUCUCAGACAGCAGCUUUGUGGCCAACCUUCCCAAUGGCUACAUGAUGGAUCUGCAGAGGCCGACCCCUCCAGGUUCAUCCACCUCCUCUCCCGCUUCCCCGGCCACAGAGAGGCGGCAGCCACCAAGCAUCCCGAGCCAGACCCAGGUCUCAGGUUCAAGCUCUGGCUCUGGCUCAGCUGCAGGUUCAGGUUCAGGCUCAGGUUCAGGCUCAGGAGUGGGUUCGGGCUCGGGCUCAGCUUCAGGAACAGGGAGCUUCCUCAGUUCCUUCUCCAGUGUAGUGAAGAGUGCUCAGAUGGCCCAGAAUGUCGCUGCUGCUGCACAUGCCAAAUCAGCUGCAGCGGCAUCAGCUGAGGGCGUCUCAGCAGGAAACUGUCAGCCCGCCAAGCCUGCCGUACGCAAGCCCAAGAUCCUGCUGGUGAUUGAUGAUCAACACACAGACUGGGCCAAGUACUUCAGAGGGAAGAAGCUGAAUGGAGAGUACGAGAUCCGAGUGGAGCAGGCUGAGUUCUCCGAGAUCAACCUGGCCUCCUACGUCAACUCGGGGUGUAUGGUGGACAUGCAGGUCAACAAAGGUGGCACUAAAGUGGUCAGGUCCUUCAAGCCAGACUUUGUCCUGAUUCGUCAGCACGCCUACAGCAUGGUCCCCGGUGAGGACUUCAGGAACCUUGUGAUCGGCCUGCAUUUUGGUGGCGUCCCAAGUAUCAACUCCGUCUUCUCUAUCUACAACUUCUGCAGCAAACCUUGGGUGUUUUCUCAGAUGAUUAAACUCUACCACUCCUUGGGUCCUGAGAAAUUCCCCCUGAAUGAACAAACCUUCUAUCCCAACCACAUGCAGAUGGUUUCAACUCCCUCCUACCCUGUGGUGGUCAAGAUGGGGCACGCUCACGCUGGUAUGGGAAAGAUCAAAGUGGAAAACCAGCAGGACUUCCAGGACAUCACCAGUGUGGUGGCUCUGGCCGGGACCUACGUCACCACCGAGCCCUACGUCCUGUCCAAGUACGAUAUCCGCAUCCAGAAGAUCGGCAACAACUACAAGGCGUACAUGAGAACAUCUAUUUCUGGCAACUGGAAGGCAAACACAGGCUCAGCCAUGUUGGAACAGAUCGCAAUGACUGACCGAUAUCGCUUGUGGGUGGACUCCUGUGCCGAGAUGUUUGGUGGCCUUGAUGUCUGUGCGGUGAAGGCUGUCCACGGAAAAGACGGCAAAGACUAUAUCAUCGAGGUGAUGGACAGCUCAAUGCCUCUGAUUGGUGAACAUGUGGAGGAAGAUAAACAGCUCAUCACAGAGGUGGUCCUCAGCAAGAUGGCCCAGGUGCUUCUGGGAGUGUCCACACCUCAGCCGUCUUGUGUCAAGACUACACAGCCCAGACGAGUUUCUGCCACAGGGGGACACCGCUCCUCUUCCACCUCUCCAUCCCAGUCGGCGCAGGGUUCACCUCAGCGAGCCCGGUCAGCCACCACCUCUCCCAGUCAGGCCUUCCAGCCUGGACCCAUCCCUGCCCCCUCUGGUCCUGGAUCUCAGAAACAGUCACCACAGCUAAACAAAUCCCAGUCACUGACCAACACCUUCACAGAGACGUUACGCGGGAGCCUGACCGACGACGAGGCUAAAGCCGAGACCAUCCGCAGCCUCCGACAGUCCUUCGCCAGCCUCUUCUCUGACUAAGAACUUUCCCGGGAGCUUCCUCUUCCUGUUAAUCAUCAGAUGUCAACAGCAAUACUCUUAUCUGAAAACAGUCGCAGUCUAACCCACGAGAACCUGAACCCGCACGCUUCACCAGCGAUCUUCGCCAGCAGCCGCGUUUUCUCACACGUACCUGUGCUGUAGACACAUAUUGGUUUUACAUAGUUGAAUCCUUGAAUCCUUAAAACUACCAAAGUGCUUUUUAAUAACGUGAAAUAAAAAAAAAGAGAGAAAAGAAAAAUCCCCACCUGCACUGGGUCAGGAAAACAAUCAGACAGCCAUCAAACCCAUGCGCUUGUGAUUUCACAUGGUGCAAUCUGCUGAACGGGCUCUCACAGCCGUCGUCUUCCAUCACAGCUCAGAUCGUCCCCUGCACUCACUCUUCUGUCUGAUGCGCUGAGAAGCACAGUGGAGGAAGUUUGUGGGGGGCUUGUAAAAUAAGAACUACUUGAGGUGAAUUCUGAGAUGUUUAAUGUGCUUGAAAUAGUUGUGUAACGCUGCUUCUUAUAUCCUCAUCCUCUUUAUGCUCUUAAAGUGUCAGCUGGGAUUGGAGUUAAUUCAUCAUCAUUCUUCUUUAUCUUUUGCCUUUGUGUGUGUUUGUGUUUUUGCAUUUCUUUAGGACCUUUUCUGGCAUAUACACUGACCUUGUCAGGACCAAUUGUCCUCAUGGAGACUAAAACCUUGUCCUAAUGAGGCAGAACCUCUUUUCUGAAGAGCUGGUUAAAUUUAGGGCUUAGAUGAGAAUUGUGAGAAUGAGAAAUGUUUACGAUUAAGCAUUAAUGGUUAUGGUUAAUGUUUACGAUUAAGCAUUAAUGGUUAUGGUUAAGUUUAGGGAUGAUGGGUUAUGCUGUCUUAAGAAGAAUAGCUGUGCAAACCUGUGUGUGGGUGUGUUCUUGUAUGGGUGGCUUUGUGAGGACCAAAACAUUUAUUAUCCAUAUGAAGUGAAGGAAUUUUGGGAAAGUGAUGAAAUAUUGGCUGGUCCUCACAUCUUUAACUGGCUUUUGGGGGUUUAAGACCUGGUUUUAGAGAAAUAAUUGAGUUUAGUUUAGGCAUUUAGGGUAAGGUUCUAAUGAAUGCAUUAUCUCCAGGAGGGUCCUCCCUAUGAAUUCUGCGCAAACGUGUCUGUGUGUACGUGUGUUUUAUCUGCAUUGAGAGAAGCUACAGACGCUGCUCUAACAAAUCCUGCUUUGGAACUGCAUGGAAAUGAAUGUACUUGACAGAAAACCAACUCAAGCUCAUGAUUAACUAGUCUUGUUUUACAGCAACUGUAAUUUAUUUCUAAUUUCCUGGGAAGAAUGAGGAAAUUAUGCAAAUUCAGUGAUUGCUUAAUGAUAUAAUUAUCACUCAGGUGUUAAACACAAAUGUUAAAAGGCAGCCACAGCCCAGUUGAAAUCUUGUAAACAUAAUUCUAAUCAACACAAAAGUGUAGAGGAUGCAUUAUUUUGAAUCAGACCUUUCAUUGUUGAGGCUACAAAACAGAAGGUUACAUAAAUUGUUCAUAAUUAUCCAUCCGUGUGGAUAUAACAAUUUGCAAAGCAACUUUUUUAAUUUAAUAACAAAUAGGUUUUAACGUAAUUUCAUGUUGUCACUAAGAUGAAAAUGUCAAAUCUUAUUAAUUUAUUUUUAAUGGUCUCUCAUGGCCAACCUGCAGUAACUGCAGGACCCACUGCCCUCACUGAAGUCCAAUUUAAUUGGAAUCGCUUUCAGGUUAACCUUCUAUUAUGUUCAAUUCUUUUAUUCUAUUAUUUUGAAGCUGUAAACUUCUAUUUUAUUAUUUAGCAUAUUUGAUAUUAAUUUAUUAUCAGCACCAAAUUACAUCUUUUACAGGAAAUGUUACAAUAGAAAAUUGCAAGAAUUUGAUUGAAAUAUAUAUUUUUUUUCCCCAGAAAAACAUUCCCUGUAAUCGUGGUGAAGAAAGAGAGUGAAGGUUUCUUUUCAGGCAGAGAAAAACCAAACCGUUUUGCAGGAAAUGAAUGAGAUGUGAGGUAGGUAGGUAGGUAGGUAGGUAGGUAGUUGGCUCCUUGAUUAUCUGAGCUACAAACUCAAUAAGCCCAGAUGUGUUUUAUGAUUUUUUUUCUUCUUUCUCCAAUUUGGUUUAAAGGGACCUGGACAUACUAGAAAAUCAUAAAAUGCAGUAAGUGUAUCUGUUAGUAGUAUUCAGUCAUUUAAAUGGACUUGUCCUGGCUCCGAAGUCGGAAGUUUUCAUUGUUAUGUUAUCAAUAAUAAGAAUAAUAAAAAUAAAAUAUGGUCCUAGUUUUUAAAAAAAUAUUCAAAUGCAUGAAGCUGUACAAAAUGUAUAGUAGUGUAUGUGUGUGUGUACAGUUGUAAACUUCUGUUUGUAAUAAUUCUAUCACUAAACAACUGCCCUUCUUUGCAAUAAUUAUGUUAAUAAUAAAAAUAUGAAUUACCCCAUUGUUAUUUAAGCUUAAAACCUUAAGAGCUUCAAGGUUGUUGCUUUUUGUGGGGAGAUUUUUCGUCCGGUGUAACUGGUGGUAACUUUAAAAAAAAAAAGAAGCAAAAAAGUUUGGUUUAUUGCACUAAAAAGCUCAGUAUGUGUUAGCUCGAGACAAUGCACACAACACUGCUCAUAACCAACAACUGCACUAAGCAAUGAUGUGUGUGUGUGUGUGUGUGUGUGUGUGGAGCUACACACGGUCAGCUGUUUGUGUAGUUGCUAAGUUGAGUUGCUAAGUCUGUAUUUAAAAUGUCUGUUUGACUUUUCAUGUCACAACAGUAAACGGUUAUAACGUUAGUGCUAGCUGGUUCCAUGACGGAAUGCUAAAAACACUGUAGUGCUGAAAGCUCCUUUAACUCUGAAGUCAUCUUACUGUAAUGUAAGCAGCUGUACGCGAGUUAACACUGCUAAUAUUUACAGCUAUUGUCAGAAUGUUUCAUUUGUCCUUUAUAUUUAAAGCUGCUGUCAGUGAAAUGUACUUUUUGGCUAACGUCCUGUCCUGUCUGUUGUAUCGUAAGCAUUACUUUCCUUCCUCCUUAUGUCACCUCAUGAACAUAUUUGAUGACUGAGGAGCAUUUAUUCAACGGCUAACAGAUUUUUUUUGCCCAAUUUUACCCAUGAUUCAUAGUUGGGCAGAGUCUGUGUAGUGUUUGAGCUAAAUGCUUAUUUUCAUAAUGUGCUUUGUUUGGCCAGCACUUGCGCUAACACCCGCAAGGUGCACCAUGAGCAAAAUGAAGCAUUAGACCCACAAUGCAGUUCUGCGUCACUUUAUUCCACUCCCUUUUAAGUGAAUGAUGAGCCUUUCAAUUCAGUAUGUAUAAUAGAAAAUAUUAUUCAUUGAAGCCACUGCGGGGAGAACGUGUUCUGGGUAAAACAAUGAACCAAUGUCCAAUAUGUAGUUUUAACUUAAACUUAAACUUAGCACAUUUAAAACACAGUUCAAUCCAUAAAUAAUCACAGGCAAGUUUACAUUCAGUAGUUUCUGUUUCAAAACACAAUUUACACCCCCUUGAGAUGUGAUGGUUGCUUUAAACUGACAGCAGCUUUAAACUGUGUAGUUUUAGAGUCAGCAAACGAUCACUCAGCCUGUUCACCUCUAAACACCAGGAAGUGUGCGCAAGUGAUCUUGUCUUUUAUUGCCUUUUUACUAAUCCUGUGAGUGUUGUGUUCAUACAGUGGGUACUAAUACAUCUGAGUGUAGUCUCUGAGUUAAUGCCGUGUUUUGCCUUUGGCACCAUGUCAAAAUGGACCAAAUUAGCAUAUUGUUGUUGUUGUGAGAGCCCACUGAUGGUUAAAGUCCCAUUCUUUUCUUCUCAUUAUAAAGAUGCCUACCACUUAUAUACUGCAGUGUGAUAAGCCAUAAACAAAAGCAUGAGGAUUUUUACUACAGCUGUGACAUUACUGAGGAACUGACUUUGAUCACUGUGUCUGUUACCUUUAAAGGCGUUCAGUGGCCUGUCCUGCACAGCCACUGAUGUAUCAGUGAAUUCACCACACAGUUGAAUAAUUUAAGUCGGGGUUAACGCUGAUGUCAUGUUUCACAGCUCUUCUGCACUAAUGGGUUUAAAAAGGAGUUGAGGUUCUAGUUGUUGCUGCGUGUGCUCAUCUCUGAGGUCAGAUUAUAAUCACUGAGUGGAUGAUUUCCGCUAAUCACGUGUGUGUGUGUGUGUAUCUCUGGCUCAGCUGCUGUGUAGUCUCUCAACACACCUGCUAAUGUAUUUGAUUGGACCGUAUUUGAACUGAGCUGCAAAGUUUACUAUCGUAACUACCUCAAGUUCAGCAGUGCUCUGCAGAAACUGACUGUAGAGUGGUAGUACUGGAAGAUUUUGUGAAAUGAGCAGCGUUUUUAGACGCGUUUGAUUGGCGGGCUGUAGAAGAACAUUAGUGUGUUUAUAUGUUUUUGUUUGUGACAUCAACCUGAGGAAGAGCGACCAAGAUUUCCUCCAAUAUUCAAACGUUUGCAUGCAGCUGCUCAGUUACUCACUCACUCACUCACUCACUCACUCACUCACUCACUCCACCAACAUCUUCUUGAACUAUAACUAUACAUUUGUCUUCUCAAAUAUGUUCAUGAUCAUUUUCAAGUUACAAUUUGCAAAAUAUUACUCUCUUUAUGUCCUAAGAUGCCCUCUAAAGAAGCAGUUUUAAGGGUCAGGUCAUACUUUCCGCAUCGCCAUGAUAUACAUUUCCGCACAGGUCAACUCAGACCCUGAGUGGACACCUCCAGUUUGAUUCAGCACAGAGCGUAACAUCGACUGUAGCACAAUGCUUUGCAGUCCAGUAGGUAGCUGGUCAAAAAAAACAACAAAGAAGAUGGUAACCAUGGAAACUUGCUUGAGUUCAAAUGAGGAAGUCUGCUCGUCGUUUAAAGAAUGCAAGGACAUAAAAUGAGGGUAUUUCCUAGUGAGAAAUAGUCCCUACUAAAAUUGAUGAGAAUACAUGUGUGCUGACACUAGAUUGACACGGAC
This is a messenger RNA of Solea solea (common sole), 6842 nucleotides long. Its product is annotated as synapsin-3-like. Bases 213 to 1901 code for a protein of 562 amino acids. Gene Ontology annotation, biological process: neurotransmitter secretion. Gene Ontology annotation, molecular function: ATP binding. Lineage: Eukaryota; Metazoa; Chordata; Actinopteri; Pleuronectiformes; Soleidae. The record is from RefSeq and is a predicted model, not a curated record. Gene Ontology annotation, cellular component: synaptic vesicle membrane; synaptic vesicle. The transcript is spliced from 15 exons.